AUGGAGAGCUUGUUCGAACGAGUGCCGCCUGCAUGCGUGCUUGCUGAGUUCCUGGGGACCCUGCUCUUUCAGUUCUUCGGAGGGGCAUGCUCCUCCACAGCCGUCGCAAACGGGUUGACCGUAGCUGCUCUCGGCAACGGCCUCUGCCUUGCUGUCCUUGUCUACUCAACCGCUGGAAUCUCGGGAGGACAUUUGAACCCGGCUGUCAGCCUGGGCUUCUGGGUCAACGGCAGGCUCGGCAAGAUGAGGUUCAUGCUCUAUGUUGCGGCACAGCUCCUGGGCGCGAUUGUUGGCGCUGUUAUGCUCAGAAUUUGCCUCCCUCCAAGCUUUCUCGGCCAUCCUUUCGUAACUCAAGGAAAUCUCUCUGCUGCACAUCCCGUGCAGGUUUUCAUCCUUGAGUUCUUGGCCACCUUCGUGCUAGUGUACUCAGUGUUUGCCACUGCUGUUGAUCAAAAGGGCGCAGCGAAGAACGCAGCCCCUCUCACCAUCGGCCUGUCGGUGGCCGCCGGAAUCUUUGCAGUGGGCCCUUUCACCGGAGGAUCCAUCAACCCUGCUAGGACCAUCGGAGCUGCAUUUGCAUUCUGGGAUGCUGACAACAUCAUUAUCUACAUACUCGCCACUCUCGGUGCUGGAUUUGCUGCAGGAACCUUCUACAACUCUUUCUUCCUUGAUAUGCAAGCGCCCCAGCCCGAAGAGCGCGACAACGAGCCGAACGAGUUCUGGGACGCCAAGGCAAGGGAAAUGACAAACAGCAAGGCAACAAAAUCAAUGUAUUGA
Guillardia theta CCMP2712 is the source of this 777-nucleotide messenger RNA. RefSeq lists its product as hypothetical. NCBI's taxonomy places the organism in Eukaryota, Cryptophyceae, Pyrenomonadales, Geminigeraceae. Gene Ontology annotation, biological process: transmembrane transport. The record is from RefSeq and is a predicted model, not a curated record. Gene Ontology annotation, cellular component: plasma membrane. Bases 1 to 777 code for a protein of 258 amino acids. The transcript has 8 exons. Gene Ontology annotation, molecular function: water channel activity.